This is a messenger RNA of Arvicola amphibius (Eurasian water vole), 5205 nucleotides long. It is a transcript of the gene Zbtb24, whose product is annotated as zinc finger and BTB domain containing 24. The record is from RefSeq and is a predicted model, not a curated record. Gene Ontology annotation, cellular component: nucleus. The transcript is spliced from 7 exons. Lineage: Eukaryota; Metazoa; Chordata; Mammalia; Rodentia; Cricetidae. Gene Ontology annotation, molecular function: DNA-binding transcription factor activity, RNA polymerase II-specific; RNA polymerase II cis-regulatory region sequence-specific DNA binding; protein binding. The coding region runs from base 178 to 2244 and encodes 688 amino acids. Gene Ontology annotation, biological process: regulation of transcription by RNA polymerase II.
CCGGGUUGGCGUUUGCGGCGUCCGCGGGAGCUGAGAGCCAGCGCGCAGCGGCGGUGGGGGCGGGGGAGCGGCGACGUGCCCUGCCAGCCGGGUCCCCUCUAGGUGGCCGGGUGGGCUGGCCGCGGCAGGACCCCGCUUGGCCCCGACAGAUUUAAGCCUCUUCAGAGUCUGGAGAAGAUGGCAGAGACAACACCGGAGACUUCUGCUCAGCUUGCUAUGCACUCAGACACGCACAGUGACACUGUCCUGGCUAGCCUCGAGGACCAGAGGAAAAGAGGCUUUCUUUGUGAUAUUACCUUAAUCGUGGAGAAUGUGCAUUUCCGAGCCCACAAAGCCUUACUCGCUGCCAGUAGCGAGUAUUUCUCGAUGAUGUUUGCGGAAGAGGGCGAGAUUGGCCAGUCUAUCUAUAUGUUGGAAGGCAUGGUUGCAGACACCUUUGGUAUUCUGCUGGAGUUUAUCUACACAGGGUAUCUACAUGCCAGUGAGAAAACUACAGAACAGAUCCUGGCCACUGCUCAAUUCUUGAAAGUCUAUGAUCUGAUAAAGGCGUACACAGACUUCCAGACGAACCAUAGCUCCCCAAAGCCGCCGGCUUUGAACGGCACUGGACCCCCAGUGGUCGUUAUUUCUAAUAAGAAGAAUGAUCCUUUAAAACGGAAACGGGGAAGACCGAGAAAAGGCAGUAGUGUGCAGGAGGGGAAAUCAGAACUAGCUGCAGAGGAGGAGAUGCAGCUCAGAGUGAACAAUUCGGUUCAGAACAGACAAAACUCUGUGGCUAGAGAAGGGGACGGUGUGGAACCGAGCGAACAGAUGCCAAAAGAAAAGAAAUUGGAGCCUGCGGGUGAGCCAGGUAGAGUGGAGGAGCUGCCUGCCGAAAAGGAUGAGAAUUGUGACCCCAAGGCUCGGGAUGGACAGGAUAGCCUGAGCAGGUACAGCAAGCGGAGGAUUCGGAGGUCUGUCAAGCUUAAAGACUACAAACUCAUUGGAGAUGAAGACGACCAGGCUUCCGCCAAGAGGCUGUGUGGAAGAAAAAAGCGCGCCGGUGGUCCCGAGGCCCGCUGUCAAGACUGUGGCAAAGUGUUUAAGUAUAAUCACUUUUUAGCCAUCCACCAGAGGCGCCACACUGGGGAGCGACCGUUCAAAUGUAGCGAGUGUGGGAAGGGCUUUGCCCAGAAGCACUCCUUGCAGGUCCACAGCAGGAUGCACACGGGGGAGCGGCCAUACACCUGCACCGUGUGCAGCAAAGCGCUGACCACCAAGCACUCCCUGCUGGAGCACAUGAGCCUGCACUCAGGACAGAAGUCUUUUACCUGUGAUCAGUGUGGAAAAUACUUCAGCCAGAAAAGACAGCUAAAGAGUCAUUAUCGCGUCCAUACAGGCCACUCACUACCAGAAUGCAGCCACUGCCAUCGAAAAUUCAUGGAUGUGUCUCAGCUAAAGAAGCAUCUGCGAACGCACACAGGCGAGAAGCCAUUUACCUGUGAAAUCUGUGGGAAGUCUUUCACGGCAAAGAGCUCCCUCCAGACCCACAUCAGAAUCCACCGAGGAGAAAAGCCAUACUCCUGCAGCAUCUGUGGCAAGUCCUUCUCUGACUCCAGCGCCAAGAGGAGACACUGCAUCCUACAUACGGGCAAAAAGCCUUUCUCCUGCCCCGAGUGUAGCUUACAGUUUGCUCGCUUAGACAAUUUGAAGGCUCACUUGAAAAUUCACAGCAAAGAGAAACACACAUCAGAUUCUAACAGUGUUUCUGGCAAUAAUGCUGAUGAGGUCCGGAACAUUCUUCAGCUGCAGCCAUACCAGCUCUCCACCUCAGGAGAGCAGGAGAUUCAGCUGCUGGUAACCGAUUCCGUGCAUAACAUUAACUUCAUGCCAGGCCCCAGCCAGGGGGUCAGCAUCGUACCUGCUGAGAGCUCUCAGAGCAUGGCCACAGACCCUGCUGCUAACCUUGCCCUGCUCACACAGCAGCCCGAGCAACUGCAGAGCCUGAUUCUUUCAGCUCAGCAGGAGCAGACAGAGCACAUUCAGAGCCUCGGCAUGAUUGGAAGCCAGAUGGAGGCCUCCCAGCCAGAGCCAGUGCAUGUCAUCACACUUUCCAAGGAAACGCUGGAGCAUCUACACGCCCACCAAGGGCAAACAGAGGCGCUCCAGUUGGCAGCUGCUGCUUCCGAUCCAGCCCAGCACCUACAGCUGACACAGGAGCCUGAUCCACCCCUACCUGCUCCACUAGGCCAGGAGCAGAGCUGACCCACGCACACGUCAGACUGUUCCACUGGACCCUUCUCCUGGGCCGGUAGUGAUUGGCUGGUCCUUUGGGCUCCCAUCUUCCAGAUCCACCAGGUUAUUUACAGCGGACUCCACUGGGACAGAAUCUGUGUGCUGGCAUUACAAAGCUAUCUUAUCUGUAAUACCAAUUCAUAUUUAGCAUUUAAAUAUUGAUGAGGGGCUCCACAGUCAUCUACUUCGUCUCUAAAGAUGGGUAGUUUCUCUUGGGAGCACUGAUUUAGACUUUUCUGUAAGAGUUGAAUGUUCGUGGCCAUAGAGUGUGGUCUUCUUUAGAACAAAAAGUUAUGCAUAGGUUGACUCUUCUGGUAUGGUGGUUGGUUCCAUUCUGUUAUUUCUCUGAGGCAGUAUACUUGCCAGUCUAAAACAAGUCAGGACUGACUGUACCCAAUUACAUCAAUCAGGAGAUUCCCUUCCAGUAGCUUUUCUGCCCUAAGAGAGCACCCCUUGAAUUUUAUCUUUGUGUGGUACGGUGGGCUGAUCAUGCCGCACUGAGGGUAGAUUCAGAUUCAAAAACCACACUCACGAUACUGCAGCAAAAUGUUCUUUUCUGUUGUUUGUAUUCCCAGACAGGGUUUCUCUGUGUAACAGUCCUGGCUGUCUUGGAACUUGUUUUGUAGACCAGACUCCCUCGAAAUCAUAAAGAUCCACCUGCCUCUGUCUUACAAAUGCUGGGAUUAAAGGCGCGAACCACUACCACUUGGCACAAAUUGUACUUUUAAAAUUUUUGAGUUCAACUUUUCUUCAAAACUUGGAUUUAUACAUUUUUUAAAGAAGCAGGCUGUUAAAUUUUUAAUUAAAACGUCUCCAGAGUAUGAAACUAAAUCAAGAUACUCAUUCCAAAUAAACCAAAUUUUGUUAGAUAAUGACUUGAUUUUCAUGAAAAAGGAUUCUUAAUUACCUGGAACUAGAAAGUUUAUUCAGUGUAAGGCCUAAAUACACUACUGUAGCCUACUUGAUCUCAAAAUACUAAUUUGCACGUUCAAUCUUAGAACUUCCUAGAUGUGGAAGUGUACACUAAUCUAUUUUUCUUGACACUCGAUGAAAUCCAUCAACACACCACUUAAUUUUGAGCCUCAGGGUGGAAGUAACCCUCCUGUCCCUAUGAUUGUGUGUCUUUCAAACCAUCACCAAAAGAUUAAAUUAUGUUUGGCUUGUUUUCAGGAUCAUUGCAUCUACUUGAAUUCUUUGACUUUUAUCUCUCAUAAAGCUGGCCUUAUGUUCGAGAAAGAGAUGAGGGUCCUAGUAACAUUAUGGAGUAGGAAGUGGAUUCAAAAUCAAUGUCUUUUCCACAAUAGUUGUUAGUUUAGCUUAGACUGCUUGUAUUCCCACCGAAAUCCAGAUGUGUUUACAUCCUGGAUAUCUACAUAAAUAGACAAUUCUUCGGGUUGGAGAGGUUCUAUACUUACCAAGUUGUAUUUUAUUACCUAUAAUUUACAAAUUGAAUUACCAAAGUGGUAGACAUGUAUCAACUAAAGUAAUAUGAAACUGGACCUGAAUAGAGUUGAUUUCUUACAAAUAAUGUUUUACUUUAGUAUUUUAGACUCUUGAUUUAGUCACUUAAGCCGUGUAUUCCUUGUGUGUGAGUGUGGGAUGUGUGUGUGUCUGUGGCGGCCACAGGAGGACAAUGGUUAGACUCUUGAUUUAGUUAAGCCAUGUAUUCAUUAUGUGUGAGUGUGGGGUAUGUGUGUGUCAUGUGGAGGCCACGGAAGGACACUGGGUAUCCUGGUGUAUCACUGCCUUAUUUCCCUGAGAUGGGAAUCUGGAAGCUGGUGUCCAGCAAGCCUCAGCCAUCCUCCUGCUUCUACCUCACAGCAUGGGGGUUACAAGCACACAUGGCCAUCUCCCGGAUUUGACCUGGGUGCUGGGAUCCACGCUCAGCUCCUCACAUUUGUACAGCAAAUGCUCUUACCCACUGAGCAUCUCUCUAGUCCCUGUUCAUUCUUAGAACACAAAAGACUUUAUGAUCUCUUCAAAACUUGCUAAUACUCAUUUUCUCAAAAAAUCUAUUUUGUAUUAAAGAAAAUUAAAUUUUUUGCACCCUAGACAGCUGGGUAACUAUUCAGAAGCAUGGUUAUGUAGCUUUUGGUUUGGUUUUGGUGUUGGACGCAGUCCAUACAAGUUAAAUUUAAUUUACUUCAUAGCAGUCUACCUCUGCACUAAGAAUAUAACGUGAGCCAGGCCCGGUGGUGCAGGUCUGUGUCCUGGGAGACAGGUGGAGACAGGAGGACCUUGAGUUAAAGGCUAGCCUGAGCUACUUAGACCCUGCAAAAGAAAACAAGGCCUGGGCAUGCAGGUCAAAGUAUGUCCCUGGCAUGCACAAGACUGGGCUCUGUCCUCAGCACUGGCAGGGAAAAAAGAGGUACAAGACACAAGGAAUUUAAAAUAUUCAAAAGUCACAUGUAACAAUUGGUGAAAUUAAUCUUAACAACGGUAUUUGGUCUACUAUCCUGGUCAGCCUUGUCAACACAGCCUAUACUGAGUUAUAUUAGAAGCAAUUGAGGGGAUGCCUAGAUCAAGUUGAUCUGUGGGCAUACCUGUGAUGAAUCAUCUUGAUCAUUAACUGAUGUACAAGGGCUCAGCCCACUGUGGGCAACACCAUUUCUCAUUCCUCAUAGUCCUGGGCUAUUUAAAAAGCUAGUUGAGUGUGAGCCAAUGAGUGAGUCAUUGAACAAGUCGGCAAGCCAAGUUCCUCGAUGGCUCCUGCCGUGAGCUGCUGCCCUGCAUGCCCUUGGUGAUGGAUCAUGACUUGAAAGUAAAACCAAAUAAAACCUCCCCCACCCCCCCAGUUGCUUUGGUCAUGGUAUUGACACAGUAACAGAAUGCGACUAGAACAUUUGUUGCCAAAUAUUUCAAUAUGUAAUUCAUAUUAAAAUGUAUUAAUGAAAUUUUAUAUCCUCCCUUGAUAUAAAAUCCUCAAAAUCA